Scedosporium apiospermum is the source of this 3210-nucleotide messenger RNA. RefSeq lists its product as uncharacterized. The coding region runs from base 1 to 3210 and encodes 1069 amino acids. Lineage: Eukaryota; Fungi; Ascomycota; Sordariomycetes; Microascales; Microascaceae. The transcript is spliced from 2 exons. The record is from RefSeq and is a predicted model, not a curated record.
AUGUUGACAUCUAGCUACCAUGGGAGCCUUGUGGCCUUUGAGGGAUCUUCGGACUCUUCCAUCUCAACCCAGCUCCGGCUUCUACCAGUGUCACCUCAAAUACUCAUCUUACCGAAUAUCCUAAACUACUUGCCUAACGAGACAGCGGACUCGACUUUCCACGCCGCAACUUUUAUCCGAAAAGUCCACGAUGCAGCUGCUGCGAGAUUAGAAGCUGCCUUCAACUUUCUCAACGAAGCUACCCCCGACUCGAAGCGUCUCGUCUUUCUGAAUGGGGGGACGCCAUCUGCGUAUGCGCUCUGCGUCAAGGCCAUUGCCCAGCAUGAAACAAAUGGAGAUUUCGAAAGGGCCGAGGGGCGUCUGCAAGCAAUGAUCGCGGGUGGCUUGGCUGGCCUUUCGGAGGUAGGGAAGAAGAAUCUUCAAAAACGCCCGUCCCUGAGCUUUGCAUCCGCGCUAGACGACGCCGAUGCGUUUCUUUUCCAGGAUCCCAUCACUAGAGCCAUGAGGGCCGCAGAUGCUCUAGACCGACAAACAGAAUCUCUCCAACCCAGCACGGACCUCGACCUGACGCUUAGUGCUGCUAGGCGACCCCGCCCGCGGAGCAUGAGCCUUCCAAUUUACGGCUACGUCGAUCACCUUGGGGAUGCAGCGCCGUUCUACGUUUUUGGAGCCCGUGCGGAAGGAGGAGGAGGAGGUCGGGCGAGCGAAGAACAGGCCAUCGAUGACUUCGACGAGGAUAAUCCUGGCGGCAGGACCUUCUUCCUGCAAAGUCCGAGGUUGGAACUGAGGAGUUUUUAUGACGAGCCCGACGACAUCGAUCCUUUCAAACUGGAUUCGAGCCUGAAAACCCCUAUUUCGCCCCGCUCACCAAGUUGCAUUGGCGAGGCCUACUGGGCCCCAAUCAACUCGGCGGUUGCGCAGGAUGAUGAGGACCCCGUGGUCCUGGGCGAGGCCUCGAUUAUCCACAUCGCCCCUUCUUCUGCUUCUAGGCGGAGCCUUAAGAGGGCUCGGUCCCUCGACCGGAUGAGCAUGAGCCGCGCACGAUAUCGCGACCUUCCUCUUCGGUUACCGUCGAACAGAGAGGCAGACCAAGGAUUCGAAAACCUCGAUGGCGCGAGGCGAUUUUCGUGUGUUGACAUCGCGGAUGAGAGGGGCGGCUUGCCACUAUCACCGACUUCAACCCGAGCAAGUUACGUGGGGGUCCCCAGGACGGUCUUUGUUCGGCGUUCCAGCGCAGCCAAGGUCACCCUCCUCGCGAAGCCCAAGAAGGAACGAAAAACGGGAUGUGCUUCAUACGUCGAUAGGGGCACUGAUGCGGAGGACAUUAUUACUGCGCCCGCCGAGGACGCCCGAGAACCCGUGCUGCCGUUCAGGGAGGAUCUAGUGGUGUACUUCAAGAACGGCCGCCUGGACACCCUCAUCGAUAAAUUCGUUCAAGCGUUUAGGGAUGGUGGUAUCUACGCGCCGGCGCCAGUGCAACCUUCGCGGUCCGAAGCGAGCAACAACGGCGGCUCUGAGCCCGAGACGACUGCUGCGCGCGUGGUGGAGGUGGAGCAGGUGCAUGUGCGGAAUCAACCUUGCCAAGAGGUCAUUUCGGAUCGACCAUCUUCCGACGAAGAAUACGAUCCUUUCUCCUACCAAAAGCAGCCGCCGCCCUUACUAGCCUCGACCUCCUCCUGCAAGCCCGUCAUCGUCUCAACCAUAGUGACGCUAUCGCCCUCCGCUCCGCCGACGCCCGCGCAUACCCCACCGCCCCCUGCGUCGCCGCUCCACCCAGUCGAGACGACGCCAAGGCGAAGAACAAUUCGCGACUUCGCCGUGCCGGGAAAUCCCACUGCCGUGGCUGUCCAGAACGCCUUGCGGUCUUUGCUAGCCGAGUACUUCCCGGCUGAGGAGGACGGGUUUCACCAGUUUAACUUUCACCACCUCCCUGAGCUCGAUGGCCUCUGGAGGCCGAUCUUUAGGGAGGCUGGAAGUGGUAGCGACGACCGGCAUGAGGAAGAAGGUGGGAGCAGCAGCAUGCGGAUGGUGGACCAGAUUAUUGCGUUUGGAUCGCAGGCGGGCGUGAAGAGGGAGUUUGUGUCGAGUGUGGGGAGGAGGCUUGAGAAGUUGGGAGCGCAGCCGAGCGGCGUUUCGCGCAGUGGGAGGAUUGAUUUCAGGUAUCUCAUUGCAAACGCCAUGCAGGCAUUCACCGCGCAGCCGCUCGCGAAACAAUCCAACGACAACCCCUUCACGAAUCCCUACCUCCUCGCGACUCUCAUCAUCCCCCACCUCGAGACGUAUCUCGCCGCGCACUCCGAGGUGAGGUUACUCAUCCUCGAGUAUCCCCCGGAGCACCUAGCGACGGUGCUAGCCAUCCAGCGUCUCGUCGGUGUUGAUCUCAUGAAAGUUGCCCAGAUCGUCGACUCGAGCUCCACCGACUCGCCCUUCGCUCCGAUCCGUAGCCACGGCGGUAGUCUAGACACCACGCCGUCCCAUUCGCCGGCAAUGUCCUCUCCUGCGGGAUACUCCGGCGUCAUUAACCUUUCACCUACACUUUCAGUCGAGAAGAGCCUUACGCCGUCGACGGCGAACUACCUCCUCACAUCCACGGCCACCGACGCCGAAGUGUCUACCUUCCUCUCCACCAUUUCCAAGGUCCUCUUCGAGAUAUCCCCCUUCUACGCCUACCACAACCACCACCACCACCAACACAAGACUCCUCGCCAACACAACCUCCACCACAUCGACACCACCGCUGCCAUUACCACGGAACGCUCCCCGCACCCCCGAAGCAUCUCCCCACCUCUAUCAGGCGCAACCUUCUCCACGAUCCCCCACCUAACAAUCUCCUCCCAAAGCCCCCCUCUAUCUCCCACAUCCCCUCAACCGCCCCCCCUCCCGCAAAGAUCCCUCUCCCCCAUCCGCUCCUCCGCUACCCCCUCGCCCUCCCCCACCGAAACCCCCGUCCAGACACCUUGCUCCCCCCAGCACGGGCGCUUCUCGCCGACGACCUCGACGGCUACGACCAAGACCACGGCCAGCAUCAUCGUCCGCGAUAGGAAGCGCCUGCCGCUCGAGAAGGAGGAUGAAGGGGUCGGGCUGGAUCUCGAGGAUGAUUCGGACUUUGAGGAUUUGGAGGAGAAGAGGCUGUUGCCUAUUUUUAUGAGGAGGCCUGUGGCGAGGAAGGGGAGUAGUCAUAAGGCGUUGAAGUUUUUGGGGUUGGCUUGA